CCACCUCCGUCUUCCCCAACCCCUCAUAUAUGGACUGGUUUUAGUUACAGAGAGGGAGAACCGGAAGAGAAGGGAAGAGAGAGAAGGAUAGUGAGAGAAGGAGAAGAGAACAGACUGAAGGGGAGAGGAGGAAAGUGAGAGAGAUGGCCGAGCUUGAGGACGUCUCGGCACCCAUUACCCCACGGUCCACUACCGGAGCCACCACCACGACACCGCCGACUCCCGCCCCACGCUCGCCAUGGAACGUCCCCAUCACCCCUCGCUCCAUGGCUGAACCCCCAACACCUGGCGGCCUCCGCUCGCCGAUCCCCCACUCCACGAUGAUGAUACGUGAAGUCGUCUCUGUCCCUGUAACUCCGAGAUCAACAGCCUCUGUCACGCCUCCUGUCCCUCACUCCCCUUUACCCCCUCUCCCUCGACGCCCUCCUCCCGUGAUUUCAGCUCCGCCCUCCAAUCUCCACUCUCCGUCCCUCACUCGAUCGCCUCUCCUGCAUACACCGACGACCACAGGCAACACGCCACGGACACGGUUCUCGACGCCGUUUGCGAGCCCCAUGAGGAGGGCAAUUGUGAACAUGCGGUCGUAUUUGGAAGAUGUUGGACACCUCACGAAGCUGGAUCCGAUGGAUGCUUGGCUGCCCAUCACCGAGUCGAGGAGUGGGAAUGCCUACUACGCUGCGUUUCAUAAUCUGACGGCUGGGAUUGGGUUUCAGGCUCUUGUGUUGCCUGUUGCAUUCACCUUUCUUGGAUGGACAUGGGGGAUCAUCUGUUUGUCCAUAGCCUACUUCUGGCAGCUCUACACCCUCUGGAUCCUCACUCGCCUCCACGAAUCUGUCCCCGGUACCCGCUACAGCCGCUACAUCCAGCUCGCUAAAGCCGCUUUCGGGAAGAAAUUGGGAGCAUGGCUCUGUAAGAUCCCCAUCAUGUACCUAUCGGCAGGCACAUGCACGGCAUUGACAAUUGUCGGGGGCAGUAGCAUGAAACUCUUCUUCGAGAUCGUGUGCGGAUCAUCGUGUCACUCUGAUCCCCUGACCGCAGUGGAGUGGUAUCUGGUGUUCACAUGUUUGGCUGUAGUCCUCUCUCAAUUGCCCAAUCUCAACUCCAUUGCUGGUGUCUCACUGGUUGGGGCAAUCACUGCUGUGGCCUACUGCACUCUCAUUUGGGUGCUCUCGGUGGUCCGGCCGCGACCACCAGGUGUGUCCUAUGAUCCCAUCAGGGGGAAAUCGGAUCCGGCCACUGCUUUCUCCAUUUUAAACGCUUUGGGUAUCAUUGCUUUUGCAUUUAGAGGCCACAACCUGGUUCUUGAGAUUCAGGCAACGAUGCCGUCGACACUGAAGCACCCAGCUCACGUGCCAAUGUGGAGAGGAGUUAAAGUGGGGUACGUGCUCGUAGCUGCCUGCUUGUUCCCUCUUGCAAUAGGGGGUUUUUGGUCCUAUGGCCACUUGAUACCUGCCGGGGGGAUGGUCAGCGCUCUGUAUGGCUUCCAUAUGAAAGACAUUCCAAGGGGCUUGCUGGGGCUGACAAGCUUGCUAGUGGUGAUAAACUGCCUAAGCUCCUUCCAAAUCUAUGCAAUGCCUGUCUUCGAUGACUUUGAGCACGACAUAACAAAGAAGAGCAACCGCCCAUGCCCUCGUUGGCUGCGCUCAGGGUUCCGAGCAUUCUUUGGGUUUAUAGCCUUCUUCAUUGGGGUGGCCUUCCCCUUCUUGUCAAGCCUUGCAGGGCUUCUAGGAGGGGUCUCUUUACCAAUAACAUUGGCUUACCCCUGUUUCAUGUGGAUCUUCAUCAAGAAGCCUGAGAAAUAUAGUGCAAAUUGGAAUAUCAACAUGGGUUUGGGUUGCCUGGGCAUAAUCAUGAGCACUUUGGUUGUGAUUGGAGGACUUUGGAGUACCAUUGACUCUGGUCUGAAGCUACGGUUCUUCAAGCCUGAGUGAUUCUUCCGAAACAAUGCAUUAUGGUUGGAGCUUUGUUUUAUUAAAUGGAAGGUGGUUGUUUUUUUCCUUCUUUUUUUUUUGCUUUGGGUGGGUAUUCUUCGAUUCGAAUCUUGGAUGUAGUAGUUUCUGGUCCUUGUCUAGACCUUACCACUGAGCCAAGACUUUGAAUCCAUCUAUACUGCAGAGUGAGUGUGAUGCAUUCAUCAAAAUUUUGUAAAUUAUAGCAAUCAAGCAAUCAUAUUGUGAAACUAA
This is a messenger RNA of Amborella trichopoda, 2183 nucleotides long. Its product is annotated as lysine histidine transporter-like 8. NCBI's taxonomy places the organism in Eukaryota, Viridiplantae, Streptophyta, Magnoliopsida, Amborellales, Amborellaceae. The record is from RefSeq and is a predicted model, not a curated record.